Molecule: messenger RNA, 2366 nt
Organism: Cynocephalus volans (Philippine flying lemur)
Lineage: Eukaryota; Metazoa; Chordata; Mammalia; Dermoptera; Cynocephalidae
Gene: CPT2
Product: carnitine palmitoyltransferase 2
Exons: 5
Coding region: 109-2085 (658 amino acids)
Biological process (GO): fatty acid beta-oxidation
Cellular component (GO): mitochondrion
Molecular function (GO): carnitine O-palmitoyltransferase activity
Source: RefSeq, a predicted model, not a curated record
CACCGAGUCCCUGACGCAGUGACCUGGUUCCCUGAGGGCGGCGGCCUUGACUUUGUACACCAGAACUCCCCCACCCGCCUCAUUUCCCCGCCGCAGGCUCCCGGGACGAUGGUGCCUCGCCUGCUGCUGCGCGCCUGGCCCCGGGGCCUUCCCGUUGGCCUGGGAUCCCCCUACAGGCCCCUCAGCGCGGAAUCCGCGCCCGGCCAGUACCUGCAGCGCAGCCUUGUGCCCACCAUGCACUACCAGAACAGCCUGCCCAGGCUGCCUAUUCCCAAACUCGAAGACACCAUUAGGAGAUACCUUAGUGCUCAGAAGCCUCUCUUGGAUGAUGGCCAGUUCAGAAAAACAGAACAGCUUUGCAAGAGUUUUGAAAAUGGGCUUGGAAAAGAACUGCACGAGCAGCUGGUUGCUCAGGACAAGCAGAAUAAACAUACAAGCUACAUUUCAGGCCCUUGGUUUGAUAUGUACCUAACUGCUCGAGACUCCGUUGUCCUGAACUUUAAUCCAUUUAUGGCAUUCAAUCCUGACCCAAAGUCCAAGUAUAAUGGCCAGCUAACCCGGGCGACCAACAUGACCGUUUCCGCUGUUCGGUUUUUGAAGACACUCCGGGCUGGCCUUCUGGAGCCAGAAGUGUUCCACUUGAAUCCUGCCAAGAGUGACACUGACACCUUCAAGAAACUCAUACGCUUUGUGCCUUCCUCUCUGUCCUGGUAUGGUGCCUACUUGGUCAAUGCAUAUCCCCUGGAUAUGUCCCAAUAUUUUCGGCUUUUCAAUUCAACUCGUUUACCGAAACCCAGUCGGGAUGAACUCUUCACUGAUGACAAGGCCAGACACCUCCUUGUCCUAAGAAAAGGAAAUUUUUAUGUCUUUGAUGUCCUGGAUCAAGAUGGAAACGUUGUGAGUGCCUCAGAAAUCCAUGCACACCUGAAGUACAUUCUUUCAGACAGUAGCCCUGCCCCCGAAUUUCCUCUGGCAUAUCUGACCAGUGAGAACCGAGAUGUCUGGGCAGAGCUCAGACAGAAGCUGUUGAGUAGUGGCAAUGAGGAGACCCUGAGGAAAGUAGACUCUGCUGUGUUCUGCCUCUGCCUAGAUGAUUUCCCCAUUAAGGACCUUGUCCACUUGUCCCACAGCAUGCUGCAUGGUGAUGGCACAAACCGCUGGUUUGAUAAGUCCUUUAACCUCAUUAUAGCCAAGGAUGGCACUGCCGCUGUCCACUUUGAGCAUGCUUGGGGUGAUGGUGUUGCGGUGCUCAGGUUUCUUAAUGAAGUGUUUAAAGACAGCACUCAGACCCCUGCCAUCACUCCACAGAGCCAGCCAGCAUCCACUGACUCUUCUGUUGCAGUGCAGAAACUCAUCUUCAAGCUGAAUGAUGCCUUAAAGACUGGCAUCACUGCUGCUAAGGAAAAGUUUGAUGCCACCAUGAAAACCCUCACCAUCGACUGCAUCCAAUUUCAGAGAGGAGGCAAAGAAUUCUUGAAGAAGCAGAAGCUGAGCCCUGAUGCAGUGGCCCAGCUGGCCUUCCAGAUGGCCUUUCUGCGGCAGUACGGGCAGACAGUGGCCACCUACGAGUCCUGCAGCACUGCAGCAUUCAAGCACGGCCGCACAGAGACCGUCCGCCCAGCUUCCAUCUUCACAAAGAGGUGCUCCGAGGCCUUUGUCAGGGAGCCCUCCAAGCACAGUCCUGCUGAGCUUCGGCAGAUGAUGGCCGAGUGCUCCAAGUACCACGGCCAGCUUACCAAAGAGGCAGCUAUGGGCCAGGGCUUUGACCGACACUUGUUUGCUCUGCGGUACCUGGCAGCAGCCAAAGGGGUUGCCCUGCCUGAGCUCUAUCUGGAUCCUGCAUACAGGCAGAUAAACCACAACAUCCUGUCCACCAGCACACUGAGCAGUCCUGCUGUGAACCUCGGCGGCUUUGCCCCUGUGGUCCCUGAUGGCUUUGGCAUUGGGUAUGCUGUUCAUGACAGCUGGAUAGGCUGCAAUGUUUCAUCCUACCCAGGCCGCAAUGCCCGGGAGUUUCUCCACUGUGUGGAGAAGGCCUUAGAAGACAUGUUUGAUGCUUUAGAAGGCAAAUCCAUCAAAACUUAGCUUCUAGGGGGGUGAAAAGCCUCCCUUGCUUCCUCAUCAUCAAAAUCGGGGCCUGUGUAGCCAAUGGGUGCUAUUCUGUGAAUAAUGAAACUAAUCAUGAGGUGCCUGAGCAGCCAGUGCUGACAGGCUUGAGCUUUAAAAUCAUGGUUUUAAAGCUAAACAUAUAGUAUCUGAGUGGGUCUAGAUCACAACUAAAGACAAUGAAUGAGAGAUUUCAGUUUUAAGGGCAUUUGAUCAGGAGGUGGGGUUUGGAAAAAUAACUCAGGUGUAUUUAUUGUUUA